This is a messenger RNA of Juglans microcarpa x Juglans regia, 1331 nucleotides long. RefSeq names its product probable mannitol dehydrogenase. The coding region runs from base 100 to 1185 and encodes 361 amino acids. Gene Ontology annotation, biological process: lignin biosynthetic process. Gene Ontology annotation, molecular function: cinnamyl-alcohol dehydrogenase activity; zinc ion binding. The record is from RefSeq and is a predicted model, not a curated record. NCBI's taxonomy places the organism in Eukaryota, Viridiplantae, Streptophyta, Magnoliopsida, Fagales, Juglandaceae. The transcript has 5 exons.
CCCUUCCACUGCCAAUAUUUGAUCGACAUCCUCAGUACUGCACACUCAUUCCAACAUCUCUCUCUCUACUUGCUUUCUACGUGUGACAGAUCAAUAGAAAUGGCGAAGUCACCAGAGGAAGAGCACCCUAGGAAAGCCUUUGGAUGGGCAGCCAGAGAUACUUCUGGGGUCCUGUCUCCCUUCAAAUUCUCUAGAAGGGCAACUGGAGACAAGGACGUAACGUACAGAGUUCUUUAUUGUGGGAUAUGCCACUCGGAUCUUCACAUGCUGAAGAAUGAUUGGGGCAAUACCGCCUACCCACUUGUCCCUGGGCAUGAGAUUGUGGGUGUAGUGACAGAGGUGGGGAGUAAGGUAGAAAACUUCAAAGUUGGAGACAAGGUUGGCGUAGGCUGCAUGGUUGGAGCCUGUCAUUCGUGCAACAACUGCGCAAACAACCUUGAGAAUUACUGCCCAAAAUCGAUCCUCACCUAUGGAUUCAAGUACCAUGAUGGAACCAUCACAUAUGGAGGCUACUCUGAUAUCAUGGUCGCGGACGAGCACUUUGUGAUCCGUAUUCCGGACAAUCUGCCACUUGAUGCUUGUGCCCCUCUCCUAUGUUCCGGGAUCACCGUCUACAGCCCCAUGAAAUUUUAUGGGCUUGAUAAACCUGGUAUGCAAGUGGGUGUGGUUGGCCUUGGUGGGCUAGGCCAUGUGGCUGUGAAGUUUGCAAAAGCUAUGGGGGCUAAGGUGACAGUGAUCAGUACCUCGCCAAAGAAGAAGAAAGAAGCCUUGGAAAGCCUUGGUGCGGAUUCGUUUUUGGUGAGCAGUGACCAAGAUGAGAUGCAGGCUGCCCAGGGAAAAUUGGAUGGAAUCAUUGAUACGGUCUCUGCAAUGCACCCUCUCGUGCCUCUAAUUGGCCUGUUGAAGUUAAAUGGAAAGCUUGUCUUGGUUGGUGCACCAGAGAAGCCGCUUGAGCUACCGGUCUUUCCUUUAAUCAUGGGAAGGAAGACAGUGGCUGGUAGUCUUAUUGGAGGCAUCAAGGAGACGCAAGAAAUGAUUGAUUUUGCAGCCAAACACAACAUUACAUCCGACAUUGAGGUUAUUCCAAUGGAUUACGUGAACACUGCCAUGCAGCGCCUCCAGAAAGCAGAUGUCAAAUACAGAUUUGUCAUUGACAUUGGGAACACAUUGAAGUCCAACUCUUGAACUUGGUUAACUUCUGUUACGAGUGUGUACUUCUUAAUUUCUUAAUUUACGUUGCUUCGAAUUGUUAGAGAUAUAUUAGGUUUGAGUCAUUGCCGGUACUUGAGUUAUAUUUCAAUAACACCGUCUCUCCUAAUGUAUUUUCCAUA